UGUGGUUGUUGCGCUGCAGUUGGCAGGCUGCUGCGGGAGGCAGUAGCGGCUAGAAGCCGGAGGCAGCGGGGUGACAGGAAAGUGGAGAGUCUUAAAAUCUAUAAUAAGAGAGCUGCAAAUUAUUUGUCUUAACAAAUGAAUUCCACACUUGAACUCUGCUGCAUUCCUGUGCCACCUCCUCCUUUAGAAAACUGAUCUUAGAACAGAGAGAUAAAAAGAGUAAUCAAAAGAAGAAGAAGAUGUUGGGAUCUGAACGUGGUGUUGUGGAAGAAUGGUUAUCAGAAUUCAAGGCAUUGCCUGACACUCAGAUCACCAAUUAUGCAGCAACUUUACACCGGAAAAAAACGCUGGUACCAGCCCUCUAUAAAGUUAUUCAAGAUUCAAAUAAUGAGAUACAGCCUCCAAGAGUGCCUCUGCUGUGUACUGGAGUGAGUUUGAAGAAGUUCAGCUCCUGGAGCCUGUCUGCCAUCAGCUGUUUGAGCUCUAUCGGAGCUCUGAAGUUCGACUUAAGAGGUUUACACUGCAGUUCUUGCCAGAAUUGAUGUGGGUUUAUUUACGGCUUACAGUUAGCCGAGACAGACAGAGUAAUGGUUGCAUUGAAGCACUUCUGUUAGGAAUCUAUAAUUUGGAAAUUGCUGAUAAAGAUGGAAACAAUAAGGUUCUAUCUUUUACUAUCCCUUCCUUAUCUAAGCCUUCAAUAUACCAUGAGCCAUCAACGAUUGGAUCAAUGGCUUUGACAGAAGGGGCAUUGUGUCAGCAUGAUCUCAUCAGAGUUGUUUAUAGUGACCUUCAUCCUCAGAGGGAAACAUUUACUGCACAAAACCGGUUUGAAGUCCUCAGUUUUCUCAUGUUGUGUUACAAUUCUGCUAUUGUGUAUAUGCCUGCUUCAUCUUACCAGUCUCUUUGUCGGAUGGGAUCCAGGGUUUGUGUGAGUGGGUUUCCACGGCAACAUGAAAAACACUGGAAAGAACUCUCUGGUCGAAUAGUAUUGGAUCCCGAAUUUAUGGUGCAACUUCUCACAGGGGUUUAUUAUGCCAUGUAUAAUGGACAGUGGGACCUUGGCCAGGAAGUCCUUGAUGACAUCAUUUAUAGAGCUCAGCUAGAACUCUUUUCUCAACCACUUUUGGUUGCCAAUGCCAUGAAAAACUCAUUACCAUUUGAUGCUCCGGAUUCUUCACAAGAAGGCCAGAAAGUACUUAAAGUGGAAGUCACUCCAACAGUGCCGAGGAUUUCUCGGACUGCGAUUACAACAGCUUCCAUCCGUCGCCAUAGAUGGAGGAGAGAAGAUGGCUUUGACUUCUCAAACGAGGCUGACUCGAGUAUUCCUGGCUCCCCGAUCCAACACGGCUCCACUGACCUAGGGAUCAAACGUGUGCAAGAGGGGGAAGUGCUGGUGCGCAGGACCCCUGAGCACGGCUCACCGGAGCCCAACUAUGCAGCAGCCACAACAGAGGGUGCUGAGGGUGUAAAUGGAGGAGAGGAGUCGGUAAACCUGAAUGAUGCAGAUGAAGGAUUUUCAUCAGGGGCUUCCCUCAGCAGUCAGCCAAUUGGGACCAAACCAUCCUCCUCUUCUCAGAGGGGAAGCUUAAGGAAAGUAGCAACUGGGCGUUCAGUCAAGGAUAAAGAAACAGCCUCUGCCAUCAAAUCCAAUGAGAGCCCUCGAGAUUCAGUAGUUCGCAGGCAAUAUGUACAGCAACCAACUGAUCUUAGUGUAGAUUCAAUUGAGCUGACACCAAUGAAGAAACACCUGAGUCUGCCUGCUGGCCAGGUGGUGCCAAAAACCAAUAGUUUAAGUCUAAUCCGGACAGCCAGUGCUUCCUCAAGUAAAUCAUUUGACUAUGUAAAUGGCAGUCAAGCAAGUACCAGCAUUGGGGUUGGCACUGAGGGAGUUACUAAUUUAGCAGCUAACAAUGCUAAUCGAUACUCAACUAUCAGUCUACAGGAAGACCGACUAGGUCAAGCUGGAGAUGGUAAAGAGCUUCUCAGCCCAGGAGCUCCCUUAACCAAGCAGUCUCGAUCCCCAAGUUUCAAUAUGCAGCUAAUAUCCCAGGUGUAGUUUUGACAUCCUCUCUCAUCUUUCUGCUUACUUUUUAACUGAACAUUUCAUUGUUCAAGAAGAAACUUCAUCCCUCAUUGUGAAAAUAUUGGUCAUUGUAAUCAGAUUUGAUUUAGUUUAGGUAUGUUCAUACUGUAUUUUGUAUGGAAAGAGCAAUAAGGUUUUCUUUCCCCCUCCUUCCUAUAUCUUCUCUUCACCUAUUCCUUGUAAAUGUGUUUGUGAAGCAGUAUAAAAUGUUUGCAUUUUCCAUGCUUUCCUUUCUCCUUGGGUGAUGUGCAAUCCAUCGUAGGCUGAUCGGUCCCAUUUCAACACUGUGAGACUGAGGAUAUGUUAGAGGAAAUGGUGUAUAUGAUCCCUAUGAAAUGAUUCUUUGGCUUUUGUUUAAAAAAAAAAAAACGGGUUUGUUCUCAUAAUCUAUAGAACUAUGAAGAUUACUUGGUCAUACUUUUUUCUCUCUUAACCAGGAGUGCCUCAGAGAUUCUGCUAUGACUUUGGACUUCUCUGAGUCUGUGCAAUCAUUUUCUUGAAAAGCAAGGGGAAAGGUGGUAGACUGUUGCACUUUUUCAUUAAAAUGAGCAUGGCUCUUCCCCACCCCACCCCCCAUCUCCUUUAUCUUGAGGACACAAAUGUUCAAUUACUGAGGCAUUUAAAUCAAGUUGUGGCCACCUCCAUUUGAGGGCAGGGCUCUAAGUUGAUUGUGUAAUUGAUAAUGCACUUUCUCAAAGACUCUGUAGUCAUUAACAUGCCUUCCCUCCUCCCUACAAGGACAUAAGGUCAUUUCUGUCCUUCAAGUUUGAACAACUAACAAAUCAGAGAAUCCAAGGGGCAUGUUCUGUUUCCCAGGAAUGACUGACACUUUGGUGCUGGGGUUUUGUAGGGGGAGGGAGUGGUUUUUGUUUAGCUUGUGUGGGAUUGUCUGUGUGAGGGGAAAUUUUGAUUGGUUUUCUUUCUUUUCCUUUGUGAGCUGAUGAUGACUGAAGUAGAACAAGUACGUCUUCAGGUAAAGAAAGGGAUUUCUCAUCCUGCUUUCUGUGAUGUCAGACUAUUGGAGAAACUCUUUCAGCUGCUUUCUAGAUGUACCUAAAUUCAGUCAGAUAUUUUGGAUUAAGAAACCUGAAGUCCUGAUAGAUCAUAUACUCCAAGGAAAUAUAUCAGGGACAGAUAAUUGGCUGAAAACACUGAUGCUUCAAUGUGACACAUUUUUAUAGAACAUUUCUACCAGGAGGUACUGACUUGAUUUCUCCUACAAGGAACACACUGCCUUUGUGUUUAAUGCAUUUUGUGUACCUUCUAAUCAUAUAUCUACAAAAGUUUCUCAUUUUUAUAAAACUUUGAAAUCAUGCCAGUAAGCUGAAUGUUGAAUGUAUGUAAAGUAGCAUUUGGCAACUGUGCUACAGAAAUGCAUUAUUGGUUAAAAAAAAUUUUUGUUCUGAUUUGGUUGGUUAAGAUUUCAUCAUGACCUCUUCUGGUUUCAAGCUCUAAUGCUUGGUCAAAAUAGAAGAGAAUAUAUUGAUUUUUGAAAAUCAGUAUAUUGUGACUUGAACUGCUAUGCGUUAUUCUUCCACAAAAUACAUCAGAGCUAUUAGUGCUUUGUCUCUUUAGAUAUUUUUAUUUUAUUGUGAAAAAAAUAUACAUACUGAAUUUAUAGAAAGCAAGUAUUCUCCUAAUUGACAAAGCUUAAAAUUUUCUCUCUACCAAUUAAAAUUAUAAUAUAUUUUGAUAAUUAAAAUAACCAGAAAAAUGCCUCUUGGUUUUUUUCAUACCUUUAAAUCUCACCCUUUCUCCCUCCCCCUCUUUCUUUUUUAAAUUUGCUUUGUUUGUUUAAGAGGUUUUUUUGUUUGUUUAAGGGAUUUUCUUUUAUAAUCUUUAUAAGAACAAUGAAAUACUCGUUUGAAGUUGGUGGUCUGUAACAUUUUUUCAGCUCAUGUUAAAAUAGAAAACUAGAAGCUGAACUAGUAUCUGCAACAUUGCCAAAGUCCAGGGUAAAGCUAAAAGUUGAUAGAGAUUUAUUAAUGUGUGUGUAUGUGUAUGCAUGUGGUGCAAACAUAUCACAAAGACAUUUUAGGUGUCCCUUACCUCUAAUUUACCUAUGAGAUGCCAGAUAAAUGAAUUAAAAAGUAGCCAAAAUAAAUGAGGUAUAAAGAUCUGUAACAUACUAAGGAGAGCAGAGUUUCAGGUAUCAAAGGAAAAGAGCAUGGUACUUACCAAGGAGUAAGGAAGGUCUUAGCCAUGGCUGGAGGUCAGUCACUUAUGGCAGAAAUGCUCAGUUGAUUUAAAAGGCUGAAGGAUUGUUUUUCAAUUCAACAAGUUGUGUAUUUCUUGCCAUCUAAAUCAAGCAUGAUUUUAGUUAAAGCACAAAAAAUACCAGAUAAUACCAAAUUACAACAAGAGCUGUAAUAAAUAUUAUAAGAUCCCCCUUUGGUUUGUUAGAAAUCUUAUGUUAAACCUGAUAAGUUGGUGUUGAAAACUUUCAACUUAGAGGAUUUCAUUUAUCUGUGUGUAUACGUAUUUUGUAUGUCUAUAUAACCCAUUAAUGUUGAAUGACCCUGUAAUAUUUCUGUUUCAUACUUUUAAGUGAUGUGAUUUGGCCCCAAUGAAGAAACAUUUCAUUAAAUUCAAACUUUGCAUUCAGGAUUUUAGAACAGAUUUCUUGUGCAAGAUAUAGUUAAAAUGGGAUGAGUUAGUUUAACCAUAAAUCAAAUUUUUGGAGAUUUUUUUUAUAUUCAUUUGCGUUAUUUAUUGGCAUUUAAAACAGUUUUCAGAUACAACAGUUACAAAUAUAUGCCAACAAUAUUCAUACUUUAUCUUUUAACCUUUUGUUUUAUACUUCCUAAUUUCCAUCUAAAAAAAAGUCCUUUCAUCUAUGGAAAAGCUAGUGAGGGAGAAAAUACUUGUUUUCUAUAAUAAAAUAAUUUGAUACCAUCUAUACCAUGUUGGGUUAAGAAAUACAAAUAAAUAUCUGAAGGUUUUGGGAAUUCCUCUAAUUACAUUGAUUUGAAAUCAUGUUACUAGAAAGCAAACUAAAAUGUAAAGUGAAAAGCUAACUUAGAAGUAAGAUUUUUGAAUAUAAAAAUAUUUUAGAAGCUGGGAGGGAAAUGUUUGUAAUUUGAAAUCCUGACCCUUGCCCUCCUGAUUACUCUUCUGUGCCUAUUAUAGAGUGAGAAUUUUUUGUGCUAGCAGAGACUCUAGAGAUAAUCUUACUAGUCUCCUAUCACCCCUGCCCCAUAUCCAUCCUCAGGAAACUGAGGCUCAAAAGGUUGUGAUGUGAUCAAGGUCACAUAACCAAGAAGCAGAGCCAGAAUCAAACCCCCUGUCUCCCAUCAAAUGCAUAAUAGCACCACACUGCCCCCCUUUACUCAUACUGUGGUAUGUGUGUUAUGUAACACUCUCCAUUUUUACAGUUUCUGUACAGUUCUAGUAGUUGGUGAAUACAGCAUAAUAAGAAAAGUACUAAAUCUAGAAAAAAUAUAGAGUAAUAAACAUAGAUAGGGAAGUAUUGGAAAUGUAGGUAUCUAUACCACAGAUGUAAGGAUAGAUACAUUUUCCUUAUUCUAAUUUAUGCCUUACUAUUUUCUGCCAUAUAACAGUUUUACGCUGCCAUUUAUAGUUGAUUAUAUUGCUGGGGAUUUAUUUAAAUGCAAAAUAAACCCAAUGAAGUGGCUUUGAUCAGUAUUUCUAGCUAUUUUAGAGUAAUUUUUGAAUCAGCCAGCUUUGAGUCACUUAGGUGGCAAGUUAAUUGUAUUGCACAAUGGAGUAUUGCAAAGUAAAGAUUAAAUAAUUUGAUUCCAUUAAUUUCUAAUGUCAAAAGAGAUUGAACCUUCCUUGUGCUUAGAGCAGAUAGAUAAAGCAACAUUUCUUUAUGUGAUUGGAAAAGGUUUGUUGUAUGAAGCUUGUGAUUUCAUAAUGGAAUGGUGACCAUCAUGUCAUUUAAUGUGUAUAUACCAUAUGAAAUGUCCUAAAUGUGGUAGACUCAGUUAUAUAAACUCAGUAUUUCCAACCUAUACUCUCAAAUUCCACUUAGUAGCUUUAAAUUAAUUAUAAUUAUUUAUUAGACACUGGAAUACUGAGAAUAACUUCUUUCAGAUUGUUUUGUUUGCACUAUAUUUGUGAAUAUUUUAAUAAAGUAGGGUGAUUUUCCUACCUCACUUUGUGAGGUUUGUAUGGGUCCAUUUUUGACUACUUUAGUUGACAGUCAGUUGUCUCAUUUAAUUUUCUGCAUGUUCAUUUGUAAAUAAAAAAAUUAGUAUGUGUCUUUAGAGAGUAGUACACUAUUUAUACAAACACUGGCAAUGAGGAUCUCUCCAUUUAUGAUCUUGGAUUACAAAGUAAGUUUUAUUUUUUUAAAAUCAGUAUUUCAGUUACAUAUCUUUUUCAGUUUAAAAAUGUUUAAUAGGUCAUGCCAGUGGUUGGAAAGUAUAUAAGAAUUUUAGAGCAAUUUUUCUCUAUUAUGGCUAUGUUAAACAGUCUGAACAUGAUACUUUUUAUCUUUCAAGUUGAAUGAUUAUUGUCAUGUUUCAAACCACUAAGUUGGUUAAGACACUUAUUUGUAAUACUUUAAUUUUAAAGUGCUUUUUAGAAAUAAGUUGUUUGAAAACCAACUAGACAUUAUUGCUAACUUAAACUCUAAAUAUUAACGUACAUGCCAGAUUAUAAGAUGGAGUGCAGUGUGAAAUUGUUAACAGUGCUAAUAAAUCAUAAUGAGUUACUAGAUUGGUACAAUUUUCCAUUGCCAAGGUGGUUAUGUUGAUUAAUGUAAGACAUAAAUUUUAGUAUUACCUGCAUUGCGUACCUAUUGGGUAUAUCAUAUUGGCACUGAACAUACAUAGGAAAUACUAUUCACAGAGUCAACCAGUGUGAACUUAAACUAUAUUAGAUUUUUGAUGGUGCCACAAAUUUGUGUGGUGACCCCAAGCCACGAGAAUUAGAGGAGUCAUCAUCACCCAAACUUCCUCAGCUUGUGUAGGCACAUUCCUUCUAAACUUGACCAUAAAACCACAAAAUUUUGGUAAUGUAAUCUCUUCAGUAUUUUUGUAGUCUUAGCCAUUGAUCACAUGAGAAAUUUAUACAAGAGCAAAAGUUCAGGUUAGAAGUUAGCAGAAAGCUAGGAAUGAUGUGAAAUAACUGGCAGCAUAGUACAGAAAUGUAGGUUCUAUAUUUUCCUUCUGAUUUUGAGAAAAUGUUUACAAAUUAGGGCACAUUCACAUGUCGGCUAUUAUACUAUUAUGUUUAAUAUAGACUUUACCAAUAAAAUUAGAAUUAGGUGUAGCUUACAUUAUAAAUGGAUCUUUUUUUUUAAUAAUUGUAUAUCUGGAAAUAGGUUUAAUAAUGCAAUUAUUUUAUUUUCAAAGAGAAAUGAACUUAAUUCUACAAUCCAUCCCCAAACUACAGAAUUGAUAUCAAUCUGGUUUUCUGUAUUUGAAUCUCAACAGCUCAGUGUUAAUUAUAUCAGAGGAAAUUCUUUACAUCUUCAUCGAUUACAAAAUUUACCAAAGAAAAUGUAUCAACCAAAUAGAAUUUUUAAAAUACCUUACUGUUAAGGAAUGAAGCCCCUUUAACAUAAAGGAUUGUUUUCUAGCCUUGGGAGAAAUAGAUAUUAAAAUAUUCUUUGAUCUGGAACAUAGAUAUACAGGACCUACAAGAUUCCAUUUGAAAUUUUCUUAUGUCAGUAAAAUAGCCACAUUUACACUUCCAGCAAAAAUACCAGUUAAAGGUUAAGUCCAAAUAAUAUAGCUAUGGCACGUUUUCAUGUCUUAACUCAAGGGUUCUGUCCAUCAGUAUUGAAUAAAAAAGUGUGGAAGUUCCUAAAAUUAGUAUAUUGUAUGAUCUUGUGAUUUUUUAAAUGUAAAAUUUAAGGGGAAGUUAUGGAAAUGCACCUUUUCAAUGGGCAAUGGCAAUUCUAAUAAGUAUGAUAUAGGCUAAAAUGGUAUGUUUGUUUACAUAAUUUAUGUACAUGAUCACUCUGGGUGUUUUUCUUUUCAGAAAAACAUGAUUGGGUUAAGAAAAGCUAAAAUACUUAUUUAAUGAUUUUUUUUGAAAAAUGAAAUAUAACUAUUAACUGAUGUUCAAAACAGGCUCUAUAUAUUAUUUUUUUUCAUAUCAGGUGGUAGUUAAAAAGUAAUGACUGUAUUGAUCUUAGAAAGAGAAGAUUGGCUUUCUAACAAUUACUAAUGUAGGUUUGUGGGUGUUAUCAUCCAAACUGAAUUGAGAGAUAAUGCUCAAUGCUCAUGUGUUUUAAAAUAUUUGUAAUAAGUUCAUCAACUACUUUACAAUGAAUCUUUUUAGUUCUUAUUCUAAAAAUUAAUGCUGGCUUUACAUUCAGUUUAACUAGUUAAGUGAAACAGUAUUUAUGGUGCAAAAAUUAUUUUCCCAUUAUUUUCCUCAUAAUAAUUUGGCUCUCCUAAGCUAUAAUUUCUGAAGAGUUUUUACUACUUUAACAUUUUGUGGUCUGAUAUCUGUCAAAAUGGACAAUUAAACAGGAAACAUCCCACUUACACAUGUUUGCUUUAUAAAAGGAUAUGGAAUGUAUAGAUCAGCUGUUCGUUUUUUGUUUUUUAAACCAGCAUCAACCUACAUCUUGGUAUAAACUUACCAAGUAUUCAGAGAAUAGUGCUGGUGAAAAUUUAAAUAGAAUAGGCAUGAAGAAAAUAGGAUAUUUAUUGACUGAUGUCCUUUCAACCUAAGACUAGUGAAAACCUUCAUUUUUUUCAGAGCUGAAGAAAAAAACGCACAUUUAAGAUCAUAUUUAUUGGUGCAUGUAAGCCAUUAUCUUAACUGUCUUACUGAACUGGUUAAUGCUGUUGAUUGUUGAAAUGUGAAAUGUAGUCACUGUUGACCUGUAAAUAUCUGCCAGAGAUGAAAAAAAUAUUUUAAGGUAUUGUAAAUAAAGAUGUAUAAAAUUCAUUAUCAGUCUGCAAUGCAGAAACAUAUCUAAGAUGUUAAAUAUUGUGUUUCUUAAGAGAUGUGUAAUUUUUCCCUAGAUGUAUCUAGUUACAGUAAGAAUGUAAAUGUUCUUUUUGUACAGUAUAAAAAUACAACUUUAUUUGCCUUUCGACUGGA
Pteropus alecto (black flying fox) is the source of this 9112-nucleotide messenger RNA. RefSeq names its product family with sequence similarity 126 member B (gene HYCC2). Gene Ontology annotation, cellular component: plasma membrane. The transcript has 15 exons. The coding region runs from base 542 to 2056 and encodes 504 amino acids. NCBI's taxonomy places the organism in Eukaryota, Metazoa, Chordata, Mammalia, Chiroptera, Pteropodidae. The record is from RefSeq and is a predicted model, not a curated record. Gene Ontology annotation, biological process: phosphatidylinositol phosphate biosynthetic process; protein localization to plasma membrane.